This is a messenger RNA of Nerophis lumbriciformis (worm pipefish), 2538 nucleotides long. The record is from RefSeq and is a predicted model, not a curated record. NCBI's taxonomy places the organism in Eukaryota, Metazoa, Chordata, Actinopteri, Syngnathiformes, Syngnathidae.
AUGACUGCCAAUGGAGACGACUGCUACUUCUUUUACUAUUCUACAUGCACUAAAGGAGACAGCUGCCCUUUCAGGCACUGUGAAGCAGCAAUGGGCAACGAGACCGUUUGCAAUCUCUGGCAGGAGGGACGUUGCUACCGAAAUGUCUGCAAGUUUCGCCACAUGGAGAUCACUAAAAAGCGGAAAGAAAUACCGUGCUAUUGGGAAACCCAUCCAGCCGGGUGCCAGAAAUCCCACUGUGCCUUUUUCCACGAAAAACCACGUUGUGUUGAUGGUAUUCUUAUUCCACCUGACCUAAGUCAAAACGUGAAAGAGGAACAGCUGCAUGAAGAGCCAUCCCCACUGCCAGCCACUCCUCUCCCUACUGCAGCAAAUCCUCAGUUGAGAGGUGUCAUGAAGACAGAAAGCCAAGAACCAGUCCCAAGCCCUACUCACCCACCAGUGGUGAUUAACCCAGCAGAUGAUGAUGAGGAUGAAGAUGACCAAUUUUCAGAGGAAGGAGAUGGCCCUUCCCCAAGAAAAAAACCCAAGCCUGAUGAACAACACAACUUUGGAGUCAGCACUCUGGAAGAGAUCCGACUAAGGCGGGCUUUAAAAGCGGGCAUGAAUAGAGCUAUUAAUUCUACACAGAGUGCUGAUACCUGUGUCAGUGGAGAGAAAGAAAACCUCAUUUCAACCAUCCGGCUACCGUUAAAUUCGUCAAACGAAGGUAAAAUUAUUUCUGAAGAAAUUCUGAGAUCAAGAGGCAGUGUCGCUAGUAGGCUUGGAAGACCAAAGGACCCCACAUAUUUGAAGCAUGGAGAGGGUCUUCCUAUGAAAAACAGCCUAGCAAAACGUUUGGGUAGAUUUGUGGUGGAAGAAGGCCAAGUUCCCGAUCAGAAAGGUAUGAAGUCGAUUAAGGAGCGACUUUCUUUGCCUUCUGCCCCUGUUGCAACCAGUCAAGCAGCCGAAGAGAUCAGCACACCCAAGCAGAUUCACAUCAAAACUCUGGAAGAAAUAAGAUUGGAAAAAGCAGCCAAGUCUCGUACCCAGAAGGACUGUCUUCCUCCUAUGAACAAAGAAGUAACAGUUACCAAGACGGCCCCCGUCCAGACACCCAGGGCUGUAAAGCGAAAAGUUCAUGUCCAAGAACAUUCCAUUGAUUUCAACCAACCCACUACUGAAAUCCACCACACAAAGAGGAAAAGAAAAGAGAAUCAGCAGGAGAAAACACUUGAUCUUAAAAAGCUCAAAUCAACAGCUGACAAUGUCCCUGGGAAAUAUCAGCAAGAGGCAGUGACGCCAGUCCCCGAUGCCCCAAAAGCAGGAGAGGUUAAAGUGAAGACCUUGGAAGAGAUCCGCAAGGAAAAGGCAGCCCGAAUUCAGUCUGAAGAAGUCAAGAGUACCAACACUGAGGAGAAUGGUGUUAAGAAGCCACAAUUGCUGCAAAACGAUAGACUGACAUCCCAGUGUGACAUGAGAGCAGAGAAGACUGUGGAUUUAACGAGAAGGACACGGAAAGCUCCUGCUAGCCCUGAGAUGACCUCUCUAAUUGUCAAGGUCAAAACAUUUGAGGAGAUAAUGCGUGAAAAACAUCUCCGCAAGCAAGAAAUGGCUGAGCAAGCUUCUGUUAGCCAGCGGGCCUCUGAUACUAAGGUUUCCACAAAACCCUUAGUGAGUGCUGGUACUGUGCUGAAGAAGAUUCUUCCCCCAUCACCUGCCAGCCGCAAUCCUGAUAGCAGCAAUAUUGCACCCACCCAGAAUAUCCUGGUUCGCAAAUUCAAAACUGUUAAAUCGGACUCGGAGUCUAUAAACAACGAUCCAUCAGCUGUCGUCACAACUGUUUCAAAGCCCCCUCAAGAAGACACUAUUGUACUUAGUCCUAGGAGCUCCAACAAGGUCCCAAAUAAGAACACAAGGAACUUAUUUUCACAAUCCUCAUCUAAGCAGACAACUUCAGAGAGACUCAAUUCACCAACAGUAGAGAGUCCAGAUAUUGAUAAAACGCAUACCACAGACAGAAAAGUGCGGCCCAAACUGAAUGUGAAGCCAUCAGUCAUGAAGCCAGACUUGCAAGUCAAUGCAGGCCAGAAGAGGAAGAGAGCAAUGCGGUCCGCUGUAGCUGCUGUUAAACCUCUAAAUAGUGCCGCCAUAGAUUUAGAAGAAUCACAACAGCUCACUCUAAAUAGAGACCUAGAGCUGAUAUCUUCAGUUUCAUGUAGUCCCAGCUCUUUAUUGGAACCCCUCCACAGCUCAAGUGAGGAGCUACAGACCAUCCAGAUUCUGAAACGCAGUCCAAGCCAAGAAACCAAGAUGGUUGCUAGUCCUGCCACUGCAACAGAGGACUAUUCUGCCCCUUCAAGCUCCGUCCUGAAGGCAACUCCUCAAAGUAAAUCUCGAAGACAGAGCCUGAUAGUGUCACGCAACUCAACGUCUGCUGCCGAUGACUUUGAGGAUCUGAUCAACGAAUUUACAGAUGAUCAUCUAGAUGAAGAUGUGGAUCCUGGCAUUGGGGAGGAUGAUCUACUGCAAGAACUUUCAGACAUGAUUGGCAGUUGA